Molecule: messenger RNA, 552 nt
Organism: Diatraea saccharalis (sugarcane borer)
Lineage: Eukaryota; Metazoa; Arthropoda; Insecta; Lepidoptera; Crambidae
Source: the annotation of a GenBank genome assembly
ACUUAGUCGAACACUCUAUAGAUAUCUUGCUAGUGAAGAUGUUCCUGAUUUUCCAGACGUUAAAUAGUAUUCAGAACAUGUGCGUGAAAGCCAAUACUUGCUUCAAAUUGUAAAAUGUAUAAAUACAGAAUGCUGUCAGAUUACUAGACAACAGGUUUCUUCCACCACCUGUAAAAAUAAAACAAACAGUUGAUGACUUGGUUUUGAAUGAAGGAGGGCAAUUUUUUUGAUCUUCCAGUCAAUUUAGCUCUACGCUUAAGUACUUCACUCAAAGAUUUCCUGCAAAUGCCCUACGAUUAUUUUUGUCCGACGGUAAAAUUGAGGCUAUCAAGUCGAACAUGCAAAACGUGUGGUCUUUAUCAUGCUUCCGUCAAGUCACUAAAUCGUCACAUCGAGAAGAUCCAUAAAAAAGUAAACACGCACACUGGUAGGAAAGUUAGACCUUUAAGAGUCGCUACUCGUCGUGCUAAUGAACUGAUGUGCAUUGUUCAAAAUUUAGAGCUCCAUGAUAUUGAAUAGCUCGAUGAGAACGACGACGUUACCGUGAGAGAG